AAGGAAAAACAAACAACCGUCAUCAUCUCCAUUUACUCCCAUGCAAAAAUACACACAAGAAAAUAAAAACCCUAUUAACUCUCAUUAUCUCUAAUCUCUCUAACAAUUUCUCAGGCUCUCUCUCAAUGGCGGGCAACGAAUGGAUCAAACGGUAUAGAAGCAUAUUGGAUACGGUCGGCGCAAUCGCUGCCGCCGACGAGCAGAAACCCGUUAAUGCGAGGGGAGGGGUGCAUUUCAACCCGACCCGUUACUUCGUCGACGAAGUUGUUAGCGAAGUCGAUGAGACGGAUCUUCAUCGGACGUGGAUCAAGGCGUCGGCGACCCGGAACUCGCUGGAGAGGACAACUAGAAUGGAGAACAUGUGUUGGAGGAUUUGGCAUCUUGCCCGAAAGAAGAAACAGAUAGAAUAUGAUGAUUUUCAAAGAAUUACGAAGAGAAAAUGGGAGAGAGAGCAAGGAAGAAAGGAUGCUACUGAUGACAUGUCAGAAGACCUCUCAGAAGGCGAGAAGGAAAAAGGUGACGUAGUUGGAGAGAUGGCUCAGAGUGAGACACCUGCGAAGAAAUUUCAGAGAAAUAUUUCCAAUCUCCAAGUUUGGAGUGAUGAUAACAAAGAUAAAAAGCUCUAUAUUGUGCUUAUCAGUUUGCAUGGUCUAGUUCGUGGCGAUAACAUGGAGCUUGGUCGUGACUCUGAUACAGGUGGUCAGGUGAAAUAUGUUGUAGAACUCUCACGAGCACUUGCGAUGAUGCCAGGAGUGUACAGAGUAGACCUUUUCACCCGUCAGAUUUCUUGCCCUGAUGUUGACUGGAGCUAUGGAGAACCAACAGAGAUGUUAACUUCAGGGUCAGAGGAUGCACAUGGAAACAGUAGUGGAGAGAGCGCAGGUGCUUAUAUCAUACGAAUUCCCUGCGGUCCAAGAGACAAGUACCUAAACAAAGAGGCUCUCUGGCCUCAUAUUCAAGAAUUCGUCGACGGUGCACUAGCCCACAUCCUAAAUAUGUCUAGGGUAUUGGGAGAGCAAAUCAGUGGAGGGCAACCGGUUUGGCCUUAUGUGAUCCAUGGACACUAUGCUGAUGCUGGAGAUUGUGCUGCUCUACUCUCAGGAGCUCUAAAUGUUCCUAUGGUUCUCACAGGCCAUUCUCUCGGGAGGAACAAACUUGAACAACUCCUAAAACAAGGACGACAGUCUAAAGAGGAUAUUAAUAGUACCUACAAGAUAAUGAGGAGGAUAGAAGCUGAGGAGUUGUCUCUUGAUGCCGCUGAACUUGUUAUUACGAGCACGAUGCAGGAGAUUGAGGAACAAUGGGGUUUGUAUGAUGGGUUUGAUGUCAAGCUUGAGAAGGUGUUGAGAGCUCGCGCGAGGAGGAGAGUUAACUGCCAUGGCCGUUAUAUGCCAAGGAUGGUGGUAAUUCCUCCAGGCAUGGAUUUUAGCAGCGUUGAAGUUCAAGAAGAUGCAGAUGAUGAUGUGGCAUCAGGACUAGGUGAAGGUUCUCCUAAGGCAGUCCCUACCAUAUGUUCCGACGUUAUGCGAUUCCUUGCAAAUCCUCACAAGCCAAUGAUCCUCGCCUUAUCAAGACCCGAUCCUAAGAAGAAUAUCACCACUCUCUUGAAAGCCUUUGGAGAAAGCCGUCCAUUGAGAGAGCUUGCAAAUCUAACUCUAAUAAUGGGAAACCGAGACGAUAUUGAUGAGAUGUCUGGUGGUAAUGCGAGUGUACUUACUACAGUUCUGAAGAUGAUCGAUAAAUAUGAUCUUUAUGGACUUGUGGCCUACCCUAAGCAUCACAAGCAAUCAGAAGUUCCUGAUAUCUAUAGGCUCGCAGCAAAAACCAAGGGAGUCUUCAUAAAUCCAGCUCUGGUUGAACCUUUUGGACUCACUUUGAUUGAGGCUGCCGCGCAUGGGCUCCCAAUGGUAGCUACCAAAAAUGGAGGACCGGUGGACAUUCAUCGGGCUUUGAACAAUGGGCUUCUUGUGGACCCACAUGACCACAAAGCCAUAGCCGAUGCCCUCCUCGAACUACUCGCAGAUAAAAAUAUGUGGAGCGAAUGUAGAAAGAGUGGAUGGAGAAACAUACAUCUAUUCUCAUGGCCAGAGCAUUGUAGAACUUAUCUCACAAGAGUAGCUGCUUGUAGAAUAAGGCAUCCACAGUGGAAAGCCGACACUCCAACCGAUGACAUAACCUCUGAGUCAUCACUCGGAGACUCUCUCAAGGAUUUUCAAGAACUCUCUCUCCGGCUCUCUAUGGAUGGGCCUGCCCAGCUCGAGAAAUUCGCAGCCGAGAAAGGCGACCCUCAACUACAGGAUCAAGUGAAGAAGUUAGUCGACAAAGUCAAGAAGGCAGAUACUCAAAAGGCAGAUACUAAACAAGAAAAAGGCCAGCAACAAUCAGAUAAUACAUCAAAUGUGGUUACUAAAUACCCUCUUCUUAGGAGAAGAAGAAAGCUGUUUGUGAUUGCUGUAGACUCUUAUGAUAAAAAAGGUAAGCCGACAAAAACAAUGAUCCAAGUGAUACAGGAAACAUUCAAGGCUGUUAAGUCUGACUCACAAAUGGCAAGGACCUCGGGAUUUGCCCUCUCUACUGCGAUGCCGAUAUCGGAGACAUUGGAGUUGCUGAAGUCAGGGAACAUACAACCCAAAGAUUUCGAUGCACUUAUAUGUAGCAGUGGAGGUGAAGUGUACUAUCCAGGAACUUAUCAGGAUGAUGGAAAAUUAUCCCCAGACCCAGAUUAUUCUUCCCAUAUAGAUUAUCGGUGGGGGCAUGAUGGGGUGAAGAGGACCUUAGAGAAAUUGAUAAACAAUCAGGAAGACAAGAAGAAUCCUUCUCGUGUAGUAGAGGAGGACACAAAGUCAAGCAAUGCACACUGUGUAUCUUUCCUAAUUAAGGACUCAACUAAGGUAGCAACUGUGGAUGAUCUAAGGCAAAAGUUGAGAAUGAGAGGGCUCCGAUGCCAUGUAAUGUUUUGUAGGACCACCACGAGGUUGCAGGUUAUCCCUCUCCUAGCAUCCAGAUCUCAGGCCCUCAGGUACCUUUUUGUCCGAUGGGGCCUGAAUGUUGCCAACAUGUACGUAAUUAUGGGAGAAAAGGGAGACACGGAUCAUGAAGAAUUGAUUUCUGGCUUCCACAAGACAAUAAUCAUGAAAGGGAUCAUUGAGAAAGGCUCCGAGCAGUUUCUGAGAACAAGAGAGAGCUAUCAAAAACAAGAUGUUGUCCCUGCUGAGAGCCCCCUUAUUGUCUACACUAGCAACGGGAUGAAGUCGGACGAGAUCACGAGCGCGGUCAAAGCGGCAUCUAAGGCUGCCUCCGGUUACUGAAGCAUAUACUUUUCCUUUGUCCCUUCAUUUCUUUUACUUUUUUUUUUAAGGAAUAAGUAGGAAAGGGAUGCAACAUAUGAUU
This is a messenger RNA of Asparagus officinalis (garden asparagus), 3390 nucleotides long. Its product is annotated as probable sucrose-phosphate synthase 2. Gene Ontology annotation, molecular function: sucrose synthase activity; sucrose-phosphate synthase activity. The record is from RefSeq and is a predicted model, not a curated record. Gene Ontology annotation, biological process: sucrose metabolic process. NCBI's taxonomy places the organism in Eukaryota, Viridiplantae, Streptophyta, Magnoliopsida, Asparagales, Asparagaceae.